AGGUGAAGUUAUGGCGGCUGGAAUACAUCAGUGGCUGAAUAAAUGGUUGGGUCCGCUCGGCUUCCAGUGUGACCCGUUCAAGAUUGGUUGGUACAAUGCUGUCGUACAGCCCUCUUUUCACCUUCAGUAUCAAGAUGACACAUUGGCCUUUGUUGUCCUCAGUACACCUCAGAUGUUCGAAAAAGCCUUCAAACCUUUCAUUGCAGAGAAGACAUUAACCUCUAUUCGGGACCCAAUAGAUGAGUGUGUUGUUCAUUAUUUUUCACUUCUGAAGAAUGAUUUUUCUGAUCACAGGAUUGAAGCCAUCCAUGACUUUGAGAUGCUUCCAAAUCGAAAGCCAAAGAUUUUGGCACAGACAGCUGCACAUGUGGCUGGAGCAGCCUAUUAUUAUCAAAUGAAGGAUGUGCAGCAAAACCCCUGGGGAGAAAAAGUAAGGAAAAUGUAUGGAGUCUGCAUUCAUCCACGCUACGGGGGCUGGUUUGCAAUACGAGGAGUCCUGAUAUUCCCAGAUGUCCAGGACCAAGACCUUGAGCAGAGGCUGCCUGUAGACUGUGUGUCAACAAAUGAGAAAAAGAUCCAGUUACUUGAAAGGUUUAACUUUAACUGGCAAGAUUGGACCUACAGAGAUAUCAUUGAUGUAGAGGAGAGGUACUCUGAAGAACAAAAGCAGUACUUUGCUACACCACCUGCUGAAAGAUUUAAACUCCUUGGAUUGAAAGGUGAUGCUUCUGGAGAUGAUCAGCAAACCACAACACAUGGAGGUUUUUAAUCUGUCCAGAUUACAGAAAGCCCAGAUUACAACAUUUGGUGAAGGGAAAGUAAUAGAGAGACUGUUAACUAUUUAGCUGCUGGAUAAAUAAAUCUUGGGAAUUAUUUUUGUGGAUGGGAUAAUUUAUGUACUCAACAUUUUAUGCCAUAAUAUAUAGUUUUAUAACAUUUUAUAAAAAGUAUGGUUU
Messenger RNA from Hemiscyllium ocellatum (epaulette shark), 956 nucleotides. It is a transcript of the gene mmachc, whose product is annotated as metabolism of cobalamin associated C. The coding region runs from base 11 to 769 and encodes 252 amino acids. Gene Ontology annotation, cellular component: cytoplasm. NCBI's taxonomy places the organism in Eukaryota, Metazoa, Chordata, Chondrichthyes, Orectolobiformes, Hemiscylliidae. The record is from RefSeq and is a predicted model, not a curated record. Gene Ontology annotation, biological process: cobalamin metabolic process. The transcript is spliced from 4 exons. Gene Ontology annotation, molecular function: FAD binding; cyanocobalamin reductase (cyanide-eliminating) (NADP+) activity; demethylase activity.